Molecule: messenger RNA, 833 nt
Organism: Nanorana parkeri
Lineage: Eukaryota; Metazoa; Chordata; Amphibia; Anura; Dicroglossidae
Gene: ARFRP1
Product: ADP ribosylation factor related protein 1
Exons: 8
Coding region: 87-692 (201 amino acids)
Biological process (GO): intracellular protein transport; protein localization to organelle; Golgi to plasma membrane protein transport
Cellular component (GO): Golgi apparatus
Molecular function (GO): GTP binding; GTPase activity
Source: RefSeq, a predicted model, not a curated record
GUGCAGCGCGGGUUGGGGCGGAAGUGUGUGUCGGCUAGGGCCCGAUCAAUGCUGAUGGGGAUCUGCGGAGAAGGUAGGUCUCCAUCAUGUAUACCCUGCUAUCUGGCCUGUAUAAGUACAUGUUUCAGAAGGACGAAUAUUGUAUCUUGAUCCUGGGCCUGGACAAUGCCGGCAAGACAACUUUUCUGGAACAAACCAAAAUCCGAUUCAGCAAGAACUACAAAGGCAUGAACUUUGCCAAGAUCACCACCACCGUUGGCCUGAACAUCGGGACAAUUGAUGUGGGAAAAGCCAGGCUUAUGUUCUGGGAUCUUGGCGGGCAGGAGGAGCUGCAGUCUCUUUGGGAUAAGUAUUAUGCAGAAUCCCACGGAGUGAUCUACGUCAUCGAUUCCACGGACGAGGCGCGACUGUCUGAGUCAAAACAAGCUUUCGAGAAAAUAAUCAGCAGUGACGUCUUGGAAGGAGUCCCCAUCUUGGUGCUGGCGAACAAGCAGGAUGUGGAGGGUUGCCUCUCGAUUCCAGAUAUCAAAACCGCCUUCAGUGAUUGCAUCAACAAGAUCGGAAAAAGGGACUGUCUCACCCAGGCAUGCUCUGCCCUUUCCGGGAGGGGCCUAAACGAAGGCGUGGAGUGGAUGGUAAAGUGCGUAGUGAGAAAUAUCCAUCGUCCCCCAAGACAGAAGGACAUCACAUAGGGGAAGACGAUGAGAAGGGCACGGAGACUACUCUAUGAAGCUGUUACCCCCCCCCCACAACAGACUGGAAUGUAUAUAUCCUGUACCUGCCUACUGCCUCCUGUGUAUAGAUACCGUGUAUAGAAUUCUAUUUAUCUUAAA